Molecule: messenger RNA, 500 nt
Organism: Hyposmocoma kahamanoa
Lineage: Eukaryota; Metazoa; Arthropoda; Insecta; Lepidoptera; Cosmopterigidae
Exons: 3
Coding region: 3-485 (160 amino acids)
Source: RefSeq, a predicted model, not a curated record
UCAUGACCGAUCCGAAAUUAAUUUCCAAGUUGGCAGACAUCCCCCUAGCAAAACCAGGCUUUGAUGCUCUAGACAUAUCCAAACCUGUUCUAAUGCAAAUGAACCCGGAAGGCAAAUGGGAAAGGAGUGUACCGAAAAACAUAGAAGAAGAAAUGUUAAAAUCCGUAGUCCAACAGUUAAUCAGUACACAGGCAGUUUCAGCUGCAAAGUCCUACUGUACCCAAUGUGCUUCAGACGCUCAGAGGCUAGGUGGCAAGUCAAACUACGUGCCCAUAAUCAUGAUGCCAAUCAACGGUAUAAGCUCGUGCCCUUUUGAUGAUAUUGAAUGUGAAGACCAACUCAAGAAAGAAAAAGCUUUAAAAUACACCCAAAAGAAGAGUAGCACAGAAAAGCAAGAGGGUGACGAAAAGUUGGACAAAAAGCCUAAAAAGCGGCCAUUUGUUUUGCAGCGGCUGACAGAUUUUGAUCUUAUAUCUCAAUGGUAAAUUGAAAUGUAUGAG